UCGAUAAUUUAUGCAACGAAGCGAAGCGCAAUGAUGCUUCACUACAGCGAAUAUCAUGAAUGAAACCCCUAACCACUACAUAUUGAAAUAGACACAUCAGGUGAUACAUACAGAAUUCACUCUUGAAUUUAUUAAUAAUGAAGACGAUGUAACUAUAAUGAAUCGGAACACCGAGUUUGCAUAAGAAUUCAACCAGAAUUUAGCUUUUUUUCAACGAUAAGAAGAACAUGAAUGGAUGGUUAUGUGUUUUGUCACGACAACUUACAUGACAUUUGCUGUAUUUCUCGGAAGCGUGGUAUUGUUAAAGUUCCAUGAAGCAUUGUGGUUUUGCCAUACCAGCAAACCUUUGUCGAUGUGAAUGAUAUUUGUCCUAUAAUUCUCUUCGAUAAUUUCGUUUCAAUCUAGUUUUGGUAGCCUAAACAUGGCUUGUGGCUAUUCAAAAAACUACAUACUUGUUGACAAUGCAGAUGGCCUUCAGGAAUCAUUGCGAGAGCUAAAAAGCUUCAAGUCAAAGGCUAACUUACUAGCCGUGGACUGUGAGGGUGUUAAAUUGAGUAGAGAAGGAGAGCUUACGAUUGUCACCGUGGCCACAGAGGAGAAAGCCUACAUAUUCGAUGUUGUAAAACUUAAGAAAGUACUGUUUGACGAAGGUCUUCGUGAAAUCUUAGAAGACAAGUCAAGAGAAAAGUUGAUGUUUGAUUGCAGACAAGAUUCAGACAGUCUUUGGCAUCAGUAUCAAGUCAAAUUGACUGGAGUUUUGGACGUUCAGCUUCUCGAAGUGAUGAAGAGACGUGAGGAAUACGGAGGAUCCAGUUUGAAGUUUCAGCUAUCACGUCGAAGCGGUAGAGGCAGUGAAGUACGUCGAAGCGAUAGAGGCAGCGAAGUAGAGAAAAUCCGUGGAUUCAAUUAUUGUUUGGAGUUGUAUACCAAAGACACUCGUGCAAUUAAUACCAAAGACAAAGGAAGGAUUUUGUUGCAAAGCGAUCGCAAUCUGUGGAAGCGAAGACCUAUUUCAGACGUAUUGCUUCGCUAUUGUGCAGUUGAUACCCUAGAGUUGUUCAAGCUGUACAACAAACUCAAAAGUGCCAAUGGGGAAGAGCUCUCUCGACUGAGACUUGCCUCAGAGCGUUACACCGAUCUCUUUCGAGGUAAAGCCGUUCGCAGUUUUGAUCAAUACGAAGGCAACGGCUUCCUCCCUUUGGAUGUGAUUCCUAGUGAAGAUGGGGAAGACAAUUUGACUGCGGAUACGUUAUGCAAUGGAUGCAAGCGUUUGUUUCCGCAGGAUGAAUUCAGUGAAUAUCAGCUUCGUCAUAAUGAACAGAAAUGCAGAGUGUGCAGCAGUUUGCGAAAAAGAAAACUGUAUUAUUAAAAUGCUGUUGAGAGGUUACUGAAGUACAACUAGGACUGCACUAAAGUGACUGAGGUAAUGAUGCAAUAAUGGAGCUUCUGAAAUCUGUACUUCUUAACUUAACUGAAUUAUUAGCAAUAUCAAGGAUGCUUUGAUUAGAAAAAGUCAUGUUUCAGAUUAUAAACUAUAAUACAAGGAACACUAUUGCACAUUUAUAUAUUGUUUACUACACAUAGGCUAUUAUAGCCGUACAUUUCAAGGCAAGAAUUGACGUACUUGAUUUAGAAGAGAGGAGUGCGUGCCUUGUCAGGGCUGGGACAGCAAUAGAUCGUUUGCCAAAAUGAACGCCACUCAUUCCAAGAUUAUUCUUCUCAACCCAAAGCAAAUUUAAACAUGAAACACUUUAGAGAAAAACUUAACUUGAAGCUCUACAAAAAGAUCAUUAGUUUUCAUUGAAAAUCCAUAGGAUGUAGAUUAUUUUAAUCAAAGGAAAUGCACAUGGGGGUAUGGCUACAUUUCUUUGUAAAUUUGUUAAUGAGACAUAUGGCGGCCAUUAAGGUAAAACAUCUAUUUUUUAGUUCCAUAUUCUUCACUUUACUUUCUUAUUACGUUAAUUAUACAAUUUAUUGAUUGUUGGUAUAUUAAUAAAUCCAAAAAUGUUGUCAGAGAAAAUAUCUCAAAUAGUAGAUUUGUAAAGAGGCAUUUAUGUUAUAAAAAGGACAGGAAGAUCACUCUGCA
Messenger RNA from Exaiptasia diaphana, 2086 nucleotides. RefSeq names its product piRNA biogenesis protein EXD1. The coding region runs from base 422 to 1369 and encodes 315 amino acids. Gene Ontology annotation, molecular function: 3'-5' exonuclease activity; nucleic acid binding. The transcript has a single exon. Lineage: Eukaryota; Metazoa; Cnidaria; Anthozoa; Actiniaria; Aiptasiidae. The record is from RefSeq and is a predicted model, not a curated record. Gene Ontology annotation, biological process: nucleobase-containing compound metabolic process.